AGGUGCGCGGACACAGAAGCGUCUAAGCACAGCUUCCUCCUUGCCGCUCCGGGAAGUGGGCAGCCAGCCCAGGAACCAGUACCACCUGCACCAUGGGGCUGUCCCGGAAGGAGCAGGUCUUCUUGGCCCUGCUGGGGGCCUCGGGGGUCUCAGGCCUCACGGCACUCAUUCUCCUCCUGGUGGAGGCCACCAGCGUGCUCCUGCCCACAGACAUCAAGUUUGGGAUCGUGUUUGAUGCGGGCUCCUCCCACACGUCCCUCUUCCUGUAUCAGUGGCUGGCGAACAAGGAGAAUGGCACGGGUGUGGUCAGCCAGGCCCUGGCCUGCCAGGUGGAAGGGCCUGGAAUCUCCUCCUACACUUCUAAUGCUGCACAGGCUGGUGAGAGCCUGCAGGGCUGCUUGGAGGAGGCGCUGGUGCUGAUCCCAGAGGCCCAGCAUCGGAAAACACCCACGUUCCUGGGGGCCACGGCUGGCAUGAGGUUGCUCAGCCGGAAGAACAGCUCUCAGGCCAGGGACAUCUUUGCAGCAGUCACCCAGGUCCUGGGCCGGUCUCCCGUGGACUUUUGGGGUGCCGAGCUCCUGGCCGGGCAGGCCGAAGGUGCCUUUGGUUGGAUCACUGUCAACUACGGCUUGGGGACGCUGGUCAAGUACUCCUUCACUGGAGAAUGGAUCCAGCCUCCGGAGGAGAUGCUGGUGGGUGCCCUGGACAUGGGAGGGGCCUCCACCCAGAUCACGUUCGUGCCUGGGGGCCCCAUCUUGGACAAGAGCACCCAGGCCGAUUUUCGCCUCUACGGCUCCGACUACAGCGUCUACACUCACAGCUACCUGUGCUUUGGACGGGACCAGAUGCUGAGCAGGCUCCUCGUGGGGCUGGUACAGAGCCGCCCGGCUGCCCUGCUCCGUCACCCGUGCUACCUCAGCGGCUACCAGACCACACUGGCCCUGGGCCCGCUGUAUGAGUCACCCUGUGUCCACGCCACGCCCCCGCUGAGCCUCCCCCAGAACCUCACAGUUGAAGGGACAGGCAACCCUGGAGCCUGCGUCUCAGCCAUCCGGGAACUUUUCAACUUCUCCAGCUGCCAGGGCCAGGAGGACUGCGCCUUUGACGGGGUCUACCAGCCCCCGCUGCGGGGCCAGUUCUAUGCCUUCUCCAACUUCUACUACACCUUCCACUUCCUGAACCUCACCUCCAGGCAGCCCCUGAGCACGGUCAACGCCACCAUCUGGGAGUUUUGCCAGAGGCCCUGGAAACUGGUGGAGGCCAGCUACCCUGGGCAGGACCGCUGGCUGCGGGACUACUGUGCCUCAGGCCUGUACAUCCUCACCCUCCUGCACGAGGGCUACGGGUUCAGCGAGGAGACCUGGCCCAGCCUCGAGUUCCGAAAGCAGGCGGGCGGUGUGGACAUUGGCUGGACACUGGGCUACAUGCUGAACCUGACCGGGAUGAUCCCGGCCGAUGCGCCGGCUCAGUGGCGGGCAGAGAGCUACGGCGUCUGGGUGGCCAAAGUGGUGUUCAUGGUGCUGGCCCUGGUGGCGGUGGUGGGGGCUGCCUUGGUCCAGCUCUUCUGGUUGCAGGACUAGUGGGAAGGCGGAGGUGGGCCCCCACAGAGCCCACAGGCAGCUGCGUCCCGGAUGCUGGAGGCUUCCUGAGCCCUGAGCGCCGUGGGGCCUUGCUCUGUGGCUCUGCCCACGGUCAGGUGACAGCCACCUCCAGGGCACCGUCAGGGUGGUGCUGGCCACAGAGGCUGCAUGACCUCCCCUCCCGGCGUCCCUCCCCCAACCUCCUUCCGCAACUGGGCUUCCAGGGCCGUAGGUGCCUUUCUGCACACAGGCCGCCAGGACUCGUGGUGUCUCCAGGCUGUGUGACUGCAGGGCCACAUGCUGCCUGCAAACAGGGCAAGACCACGGAGGCACAGGGGUCCUGCUCCUGAUGGGGCCUCAGGAGGGGCGGAGAGGGGUGGAAGGGAGGGAGCUGCCCCACCUGGACCCCCGCUCUCCCUGCUGUUGUCUGAGCAGAUGGAUGGAGUCCAGGCCUGGGGGCUUCUGCUGGGCCAGCCCGGCCUCCCACACCCACUUGGAGGGUGAGACUGCAGUGGGGGUUGUUUUUAUUAAAAGCAUCAUGGACACAGCA
This is a messenger RNA of Homo sapiens (human), 2130 nucleotides long. RefSeq names its product ectonucleoside triphosphate diphosphohydrolase 8 (gene ENTPD8). Gene Ontology annotation, molecular function: UDP phosphatase activity; ribonucleoside triphosphate phosphatase activity; ATP hydrolysis activity. Lineage: Eukaryota; Metazoa; Chordata; Mammalia; Primates; Hominidae. Bases 93 to 1580 code for a protein of 495 amino acids. Gene Ontology annotation, biological process: ribonucleoside triphosphate catabolic process; ribonucleoside diphosphate catabolic process. The record is from RefSeq and is marked validated. Gene Ontology annotation, cellular component: membrane; plasma membrane. The transcript is spliced from 10 exons.